AUGGCCGCUGUCAAAAUUUUUCUGCUCACUGUGAGCGCAGCCUCAGUUGCUAUUGCGGGUAGCAAUGGUAACUUGAAGACGUGUCUUCGGGAUGCCUUGACUGAUUCCGGUAGUGUCGCGUUCGCAGGCGAUCCUUUCUAUCAGGUUGCGGAUGUGAAUCGCUAUAAUCUCAAUAUCCCUGUCACUCCGGUGGCUGUUACCUCCCCUACUUCGUCGCAACAAGUCGCCGCCAUUGUCCAAUGUGCAGCGGACAACGGAUAUCACGUUCAAGCGAAGAGUGGUGGGCAUAGCUUUGGCAACUACGGCCUCGGUGGAACCGAUGGUGCUGUUGUCGUCGACCUGAAGCACCUCCAGCAAUUUUCCAUGGAUAGCACAAACUGGGUGGCAACAAUUGGCUCCGGCACCUUGCUGGGAGAUGUGACCCAACGUCUUCACGAUGCUGGAGGGCGGGCGAUGUCUCACGGAACUUGCCCUCAGGUUGGCACCGGUGGUCAUUUUACAAUUGGCGGUCUCGGCCCUACCUCGCGACAGUUUGGUGCAGCUCUGGACCACAUUGUGGAAGCAGAGGUUGUGCUCGCCAAUUCGAGUACCGUGACUGCCUCUGAUACGCAGAAUCAAGACAUUUUCUUCGCCAUCAAGGGGGCCGCGUCUGGAUUUGGUAUUGUCACGGAGUUUAAGGUUCGCACCGAGCCUGAGUCUGGCACUGCGGUCAAGUACGAGUAUACUCUCGAGGUCGACAGCACUGAGGAGCGGGCUAGUCUCUUCAAAAAGUGGCAGGCUUACGUGGCCAACCCUAAACUGACGCGCAAGCUGGCAUCCACGCUUACUCUGCUUGAGGGCAGCAUGAUCAUCACGGGCACUUUCUUCGGCACGGAGGAAGAAUACAACGCGCUGGACCUGGGCAAUCAGUGGGGGGGAGCUACGGGAAGUGCAAUCGUCUUUCAGGACUGGCUCGGUCUUGUUGGCCACUGGGCCGAGGAGGCUGCGUUGGAGCUUGUAGGAGGAGUUGCUUCUAACUUUUACUCGAAGUCCACAGCUUGGACGCCCAGCAACCUGAUGAGCUCCGAAACAAUUGACGAGUUGUUUAACUACAUUGACAGUGCAGACAAGGGUACUUUAACUUGGUUCCUCCUGUUCGAUUUCCAGGGUGGCUACACCAACGACAUUCCAGCUGACGCAACGGCGUACGUCCACCGUGAUGUCCUUAUCUGGCUGCAGUCAUACAGCAUCAACUUGUUGGGGUCUGUGACACAGACUCAGAUCAACUUCUUGGAGCAAGUCAACAAGCUCGUUACCAACGAUAAAGCCCCAUAUGCCGCUUACCCGGGCUAUGUUGAUCCUCUGAUGCCGGAUGGCCCCGAAGCAUACUGGGGAUCUAACCUGCCUCGGCUGCAGCAGAUAAAGGACGAUAUUGAUCCUAAAAAUGUGUUCCGCAACCCGCAGAGCCCGUCUCCUGCCAACUAG
Molecule: messenger RNA, 1464 nt
Organism: Penicillium canariense
Lineage: Eukaryota; Fungi; Ascomycota; Eurotiomycetes; Eurotiales; Aspergillaceae
Product: FAD-dependent oxidoreductase
Exons: 2
Coding region: 1-1464 (487 amino acids)
Molecular function (GO): oxidoreductase activity; FAD binding
Source: RefSeq, a predicted model, not a curated record